AUGGUGCACUAUGUUCACAUUUUCCUUCUAGCCCUUCUAAUAUUGCAAAUUUGGUUAAUUGGUCAAACCAGAGGACAAAAUGGCUAUAUAAGAGAGCCCAUAGCCGCAGCUUCUCCCUCUCAUCAUCACUCACACUCUCGACUCACACUCUCAAUUGACUUUAUCUAUUCCUCAAUAUCCUCGCUCAACAGUAACUUCAAACUUCAAAGAUGGGUUCUCGACCACUCGAAGACGGCGUUUAUUUCAUUACAAACGACAGGCAUCGCAACCACGCAUUGA
Morchella importuna is the source of this 279-nucleotide messenger RNA. RefSeq lists its product as uncharacterized. The record is from RefSeq and is a predicted model, not a curated record. The coding region runs from base 1 to 279 and encodes 92 amino acids. Lineage: Eukaryota; Fungi; Ascomycota; Pezizomycetes; Pezizales; Morchellaceae. The transcript is spliced from 2 exons.